AUGGUUAAAAUAUAUAUUGACAUAAUUCUUUUUGUUGUAAUAUUACUUGUGUAUGUGAAUAAUAAAUCUUUUGCAAGCGAACUUGUUUCAACUAAUAAUGUUAAGCAUGAAUCUGUUUCAUCCAAUGAUACUAAGCGUAAACCUGUUUUAGCCACUGAUUCUAAACGUAAACCUGUUUCAUCCAAUGAUGCUAAGCGUAAACCUGUGUUAGCCAAUAAUGCCAAGCAUGAACCUGUUUUAGCCAAUGAUGCUAAGCGUAAACCUGUUUCAACUAAUAAUGUUAAGCAUGAAUCUGUUUCAUCCAAUGAUGCUAAACGUAAAUCUGUUUUAGUCAAUAAUGUCAAGCAUGAACUUGUUUCAGUCAAUGAUAUUAAGCGUAAACCUGUUCCAAUUGAUGAUGAUGUGUAUAAACUUCCUUCAACUAGUGGUUUUAUACGUAAACCUACUCCAGCUAAGGGUGUCAUAUGCAAAGUAAUUCCAACUAAUGAAGUUAUACGUAAACCUGUUUCAUCCAAUGAUGCUAAGCGUAAACCUGUGUUAGCCAAUAAUGCCAAGCAUGAACCUGUUUUAGCCAAUGAUGCUAAGCGUAAACCUGUUUCAACUAAUAAUGUUAAGCAUGAAUCUGUUUCAUCCAAUGAUGCUAAACGUAAAUCUGUUUUAGUCAAUAAUGUCAAGCAUGAACCUGUUUCAGUCAAUGAUAUUAAGCGUAAACCUGUUCCAAUUGAUGAUGAUGUGUAUAAACUUCCUUCAACUAGUGGUUUUAUACGUAAACCUACUCCAGCUAAGGGUGUCAUAUGCAAAGUAAUUCCAACUAAUGAAGUUAUACGUAAACCUGUUUCAUUUGAUGAUUUUAUACGUAAACAUGUUUCAAUUAAUGAUGUUAUACGUAAACCUAUUCCAGCUAAUGAUGGUUUACGAAGAUUGGCUAUGCGAAAUGCUACUGUACUCAAACUUUUAUCAUCUGGUUUUUCUCUACCAAAUUUUAAUUCAUCCCUUUCGACCUCAUCAAAAUCUACCUCAUCCAUUUCGUCCCCACCCAAAACUACCAAUUUCACUUUGGCCAAUAGUAGUUUGAAUGAAAAUUGUGAACAAAAUGACUCACUAACGUGCACUGAUCCUGAAGAAACUCAAAAAGCAACAGAACUUAUGAAUGAAGCUGUAACUGCUUUACAAAAAAUUGCAAAAAAUGUCGACGUUUGUGAUCAUGUUAAUAAACAAUUUGACAUAGAUUUAUAUUGUAAAAAACACGAAGAAGAUACAGAGAUUGCAAUAUUUUCCUUUGAAAUCAAAAAAUCCAAUAAUUAUAAUGAGAUAAUAAAUAAGGUAUGGAGUCCCAAUGGUAUCAAAUCUUUUGAUGAAUACCAUAUAAAAGAGAAAAUCGUUCGAGUAUACAAUCCAAAUUUAGUAAUGAUGCAACAACGUCGCAAUAGUAUUGUUGGACCAUUCAAAAAAUAUUCAUAUGUUUUAGCCACAAAAGUUGAAGUAUCAAGCGAUACAACUAUAAUUGUUUUCUCUUCAGCAAAUAUAAAUGACUAUAAUAGCGCAUCUCGAAACACUUAUACAAACACUAUCUUAAAAAGUGCAAACGAAUUCAAAACUAACGUCAAUUCUGAAGAAGAUAUUAAAGAUGGGAAAUUAAAAAAAUUUUAUAUUAACUUAUAUGGAUAUAUCAUUAAAAAAGAAGAAAGGCGCAUUGAUGUUACAUAUGUCUACUCUAUAAACACUAUGGCUUAUGAUGUUUCCUAUGCCCCAAGCUUCAUUACAAAAAUGGAGAAAUCAGAAAAAUUAUUAAUGCUUAGCAGCUUAAAAGAAUUCUUUGAUAGAAAAUAA
This is a messenger RNA of Plasmodium berghei ANKA, 1830 nucleotides long. RefSeq names its product fam-a protein. The coding region runs from base 1 to 1830 and encodes 609 amino acids. The transcript is spliced from 6 exons. The record is from RefSeq and is a predicted model, not a curated record. Lineage: Eukaryota; Apicomplexa; Aconoidasida; Haemosporida; Plasmodiidae.